AUGACUGCGUGAUCAAAGACACACCAGUACGACAGUCAACAUAGUCUGAUAACUACAGCUGCUUUGGUGCUCACACAAUGAAUUACGAAUGCCCUGCCGUCUUUAAUGACCAGUACACAAGCUCUGUUGGCGUCAUCAUCAGGUCGCAAACCCAUAACUUUGACGACACAGUGCGUCAGAUCAUAGAAACUUCAAUCAUUCCGAGAGGCGAACCGUUUACAGUUGGCGACUAUGGGAGUCAUGACGGAUCUUCAUCGAAGGAUAUUCUCGAACACCUACUAGGCGCCCUCAAGCAGCACCAUGGAGAAGACCUCCCUGUCCAUAUAAUCUACGAAGACACCGUCAAUAAUGACUACAAUGCCUUGGUUAAGAAGGUUUGCUGUAAUUGGAGAGAGUCACCUAACCACCAAAAGGUCUUUCUGUCCAUGUGCCCCACCAGCUUCUAUGAGCAGUGUGUUCCUGACAACACGUUCCACGUGCUCCUCAGUUUUUGGUCUGUUCACUUCCUGCCUAGUUCUGUAUGGUAUAAAGAUUCCUUGAAUACGUUUCCUGACGGCUCACGUGCUGAAUGCGAUGCUAUAGCGGCUUUGGCGUGCGAUGGAUGGCAACGAUUCCUCCUCAUUAGAGCAAAGGAAAUCAAAAGUGGUGGGUGUAUGUUGCUGAUAGUUCCUGCACAAGAUACAGACAUGAAAUAUGGUGAAAGCAGAGUUCAUUUGCAGAACCUGUGGGUAGCCAUGACGACAGUGUGGAGAUUGUUAAGGGAUCUGCAUCAAGUGACAGAGUGUGAGUACGAGGCAGCCAACUACCCCGGCUACUACAGGAAUGAGGAGGAACUAAGAGCUCCUUUUCGUGACGACGCCUCCCCGGUUGUCAAGGCUGGACUGCGAAUAAAGUCCCUAACACUAACCCACGAAAAAGUCCACAUCUUGACGCAGAGGUGUAAAGACAAAGAGCAAGAAACAGAGGAUAAGGAUGACCUGGAAAGUUCUGUUUCUAAAUUCGUCUCAACAAUCCGAUCCUGGACGGAAUAUAUGUUCAUGCAGGCUCUUUCCAGUAGAUCCCCCGACUCCAGGCGGGAUGUGGUCAACACAUUCUAUGACCUGCUGGUUGAACAUAUUAAGCAGCAAGACAUCUCCACCUGUGGAUGGGAUAACGUUAUAGGCUAUGUCGUCAUCACGAAGAAGUAGAAGAGAAGAAGGGCUAGUUCCCGAUAGCUACUUCGCCAUAUUGAGGUCUGACAGUAACUUGAUUAUUAGAACAAGAACUACUCCACACUAGCACCACCACCCCUACAGUUUGACACCAUACUGUGCCUGCUGACACCAUCCUCUCCAACAGAAGCAACAAAAGCAACACAGUCAGUCUCAUCUUACCCAGCAGCAAACCCCAGUAACGACACUGGUACAUGUCCCCAAAUAUACAGGCCAGCAGGAUGCUAAGUUAUCGAAAUAUCUACAAUUCGCACUCCCAAUUCUGUAGAAUUCUGCCCUUCUACCCAGGUGGAGCUGCUAAAGUGUGGUUCAAGGACCUGACUGCGUAUACACAGCUGGACACACAAGCGGCCUUUCAGCAAAUAAUUUUGACGUUCAUCAGCCUUCGAUUCGAGUCCAUCUCCAUAUGACGCAGACGGAGCAGGAGAACGUUGAAGACUUCAUCACCAGUGUCCAGGCAUCUGCGUUACAAUACAGCUUACCACAAUCUGAGAUAGGGCUACUCCCACAGAUUAGGCUGUGGGUGUAUAUGAAGGAGCCAUCGACCUUGGAUGCGGUUCGUCAGGCCAACACAACGGCCAGAUUGGUCCAACAAAUUAAGCAAUUGACGACCCUCUGAUGUACAAUCAAUACCAACAAUCACAGAAGCAAUAACAAUCAUCACUUGAACAAUACCAAGCAAAACAGCAACAGUACCAACCACAGCUGCAGUGCCAACCACAACAACCACAAUAGCAGCCUCUGUAGGAAAAAUAUCAACCACCACAGGAACAAUACCAACUAUCACCACAGCAAUACCAGCCACCCCCAUAGGAGUAUCCAGCCCCAGCAACAGUCAAGGGCUGCCACUUCCACAACACCUUAGAGGCAAAGAUAUGUAUGCAUGCAUACUAUGCACAAUAUGGAAAGAUUCUGGGACUUGUACCUGAUACUCAACAUUCUGGCGUCAGGCAAGACUCAGCGUUUGUAGCACUUGUGCCUCCCUUGACCAAGAACACUGUUCAUAGUAAGAUGCAAUAAGUGGGAACUACAGCUCUUGUUAACACAGGUGCAUCAGUUAGCUGUGUCAGCAUGGACUUCUUUCACAAAAUUGGCAUCAAACCCUGUCAUUUAGGCCCAUGUCACCUCACCCAAAUUAUAGAUGUAGGUGGACAAAAACAAUUCUGUGUUAAGUUCUGUCUCUCUUGACAUUUACAUAGGGCACAUCUACCUCUCUCAAAUCUUUCACGUCCUUUAUUACUUACAUCACUCCCUCAGCUUAGGCACUGACUUCAUUGAAUUAAACAAAGUUACAGUAGACCUGCCCUCGGGGAACCUUCACAAGGUCUUGUGUCAGUCUUUCUUGUGUCAUAGAGACUGAUUUACGACACCCAUUGUCUGAAGAACGUUUGAUUGCAAAGGCUCAUUACCCUGGAGCCAUGACAUCUACAUGCCUUGAAACAUUUAAUUGCUGUUAUAUAUAAGAUGCUAAUCCUAUUUGUUAAUCCCCAUUUGUGUGUACAGAACUAGAUGUGCAAGUAUGCCACUGAUGAUUUACUCUUUACAUUUAUAUUUAUUACUUACUAAAUGUCAGGUGACCUUGGCUAUAUAAGAUUUGGUCCAGAGAGAUUGACAAAAAGAAGAAGAAAGGUCUUACCCUUAGCCUAGCUAGGGUUAGGCAGGGUGC
Molecule: messenger RNA, 2877 nt
Organism: Haliotis rufescens (red abalone)
Lineage: Eukaryota; Metazoa; Mollusca; Gastropoda; Lepetellida; Haliotidae
Product: loganic acid O-methyltransferase-like
Exons: 10
Coding region: 78-1187 (369 amino acids)
Biological process (GO): methylation
Molecular function (GO): S-adenosylmethionine-dependent methyltransferase activity
Source: RefSeq, a predicted model, not a curated record